Anopheles bellator is the source of this 1266-nucleotide messenger RNA. RefSeq names its product zinc finger protein 239-like. Lineage: Eukaryota; Metazoa; Arthropoda; Insecta; Diptera; Culicidae. Bases 1 to 1086 code for a protein of 361 amino acids. The transcript has a single exon. The record is from RefSeq and is a predicted model, not a curated record.
AUGUGUGAAGAUGGCACAGAAUUGUUGAUCAAAACUGAAGUUAGCACACCGGAUGCAACGCUGGAUUUGCACUUGAACCAGAAUUGUUGUACUGCUCAUGAAGCAAAAUGGACAUAUGAAUGUUGUGGCAACCAACCUGAUGAUUUAUUCGAGGCAGAGGAAAAUCCAAUUGCAAUCAAGUCAGAGUACGAAGAGGUCGAUGAUCAGCAUCAGCUGCAAACAAUGAAUGAUGAUGUGAAUCGUGAAGAGGAUAAAAGAAAUUCCUUGGAAUCGAUCUCUCAGGAUCAGAAUAAUCACUCUGUGAUCGUGGCAAAUAAUACGUAUGCCGAUGAUUCAGCAGCAGAAUCAAUUCAAAACUUCUUGAGUCCCGGAACCCGGAACGCCCAUAGCAAAAGCCAUUCCAAAAACCAUAAGCACCACUGUCCGUAUUGUUCCGCAGCAUAUCCGUUUUUACGAAUGCUGAAGUCACACAUCCGCACACACACCGGCGAAAAGCCAUACAAGUGUAAAGUAUGUGACAAAGCCUUUCAUUCAUCAGGCAUUCUGGCAAAUCAUUCGAAAAUACACAAUAAGGGCAAAUAUCAUCAGUGCCCUCAUUGUUCAUCAACGUUCGUACAGUCAACUAACUUAAAGAUUCAUAUCCGCAUUCACACUGGCGAAAAGCCAUACAAGUGUAAAAUAUGUGACAAAGCCUUCCAUUCAUCAGGCAGUCUGGCAGUACAUUUGAAACUGCACAAUAAGGACCAUCAGUGUCCUAAUUGCCCUUCAAAGUUUGCCCGUUCAUCAGACUUAAAGUUACACAUCCGCAGACAUACUGGCGAAAGACCAUACCAAUGUAAAAUCUGUGACAAAGCCUUCAAAUCAAAAGGCAAUCUGGCAGAACAUUCGAAAAUUCACAAUAAGGCCAUACAGCACCAGUGUCCUAAUUGCCCUUCAAAGUUUACCCGAUCAUCAGACUUAAAGAUACACAUCCGCAGUCAUACCGGCGAAAGGCCAUACCAAUGUAAAAUCUGUGGCAAAGCGUUCACGUCAUCAAGCAAUCUGACACAACAUUCGAAAAUUCACAAGAAGGAUGAAACUCAUUAAUCUUCAUAGUUCAUUUAAGUUUGAGUUGGUAUAAGAUUGAAUUUUGUAUAUUUGUAUAACGUUUGUAUAACGAAUGAAAAAAGCAGUGAAAAAGUGAAAAGUGUGGAAAAGCGUUAUAAAAAUAAAGUGAAACUAUUUUCCGAUGAACAAACUAAAGAAGAAAAUAUUCUCAAAGGGAUU